CCCUACGCAGUUCAGCAGCUCGGCGCCGUGGCCGGCGUGAUGAUCACGGCUUCCCAUAACCGCAAGGAAGACAACGGGUACAAGGUAUACUGGGAAAACGGAGCUCAGAUCACCUCCCCUCACGAUAAGGAGAUCUUGAAGUGCAUCGAGGAGUGCGCCGAGCCCUGGGACGACUCCUGGAACGAGACCCUGGUCGAUACCAGCACCCUGAUGCGAGACCCUCUGCAGAAAAUUUGUGCAAGCUACAUGGAGGAUUUGAAAAAGAUCUGUCACCACAG
Messenger RNA from Gekko japonicus, 278 nucleotides. RefSeq names its product glucose 1,6-bisphosphate synthase-like. The annotation marks the transcript as partial. NCBI's taxonomy places the organism in Eukaryota, Metazoa, Chordata, Lepidosauria, Squamata, Gekkonidae. The transcript is spliced from 2 exons. Gene Ontology annotation, biological process: carbohydrate metabolic process. The record is from RefSeq and is a predicted model, not a curated record. Gene Ontology annotation, molecular function: glucose-1,6-bisphosphate synthase activity; intramolecular phosphotransferase activity.